GAAAUCGGUAAGUUUGUAUGCCUGCUGCAUGAACAGAUGGAGAUACGUGUAGUUGUCAUUGUUUGUCUGCUGCUUUCUGACAAUUUAGUCUAUUAAUAAUGAAGUGUCUGACCUCUGUACACCGGCAAGAGGAUUUUCUGAACUGAGAAUAUUGGAUAGGUUGGGUUUUAGAUUUCAAAACUCUAUUCUAGAUUGUGGAACGAUUACGAAGUUCUUGGGGUUUUGUUUUUAACUUCUCUCCAAAAUGACGCCUGCCGAUGAUCCUCGUCUUCCAUCUCUUCUUGUCGCUCACAGCAAGCCAGGCUAUUUCAAAUACAUUUGCUCUUAGAGAAGAAGGAAGCCCGAUUUUGGAAAUAAAAUCAGUUUCCUCAUUAGAUCAGGCUAGUUUGAUGCCACCAUCAGAAGACGGCGGUUAAGCUGUAUUGUCUUAUAUUCAUAAGUGAAAGCCUUGCUAUGUUGAUAGCUAAUUAUACCAAAAUAAAGCACCUUUAAAGUGUAGAAAUACGAAAAUUAUAUCAGAUGCUCGGCAGCUUAGUUGCCUUGAACAUGUGGAAUAUGUAGAAAAACUAAUGCUGUAAUGAGAACAUGUGCCUAGGUGACAUAUUUUGUAGUACUGAUUUUGCAGGAAUGUGAAAGCAAGACAGUAUCUGAAAUUAGGAAGCAGGAUCCAAGACUGAAAAGACAUCUUCAAGAGAAGUCAGAGGAUAAAGAGGAGGAGGAGGUGAAAGAAAAGAGAAGGAAGGGAAGUACAGAGGAAAAAGAAGAGCAGCAACAUAAGACACAUGAACACAGACUGAGGUCACUCAUUAAACAGUGAGGAAAGACGAUCAGCUAGCACCAGAGACUCCCACUCAGGAAGAAAGCACAUGAGUAAUUAGAAUGUAAAUAUUACAAUUAGUUCCCAAGUUAUUACUUGUUUAAAUAAAAUUAGUUCUUGCAAAAACCAGGCCAAAAGAAUGAAAUCAAACCUGAAUUUUUUGGGGAAACAAUGGGAAUGUGGAGGCAAGAGAAUAAUUGGGAGGGUGGUGGGGAUGUGACUUGUAGAAUCACAACAUUCACUAUAUUCUAAAGUGACCGUUGUAUUGAACAGUGGAUAAAAGCAACAAAAUGAAGUGAAAAAACAGAAGCUGUAGCAGCCUGCUCAAACAUCAGUACACGACAGACAUUGCCAAAGACUGAUUCACCUCAUUUAGAUCUCACGCCUCUUUCCGGCUACCUGGAAAAACACCUUCUACACUGAUUACAGAGAGCAAUUUAUCAGAUGCUCGGCAGCUUAGUUGCCUUGAACAUGUGGAAUAUGUAGAAAAACUAAUGCUGUAAUGAGAACAUGUGCCUAGGUGACAUAUUUUGUAGUACUGACUUUGUAGUACUGAUUUUGCGGGAAUGUGAAAGCACAACAGUAUCUGAAAUUAGCAGGCGGGAUCCAAGACUGAAAAGGCAUCUUCAAGAGAAGUCAGAGGAUAAAGAGGAGGAGGUGAAAGAAAAGAGAAGUAAGGGAAGUACAGAGGAAAAAGAAGAAGAGCAACAUAAGACAUGUGAACACAGACCAGUAGGCAGCGGAAAUGAAGUAUUUGAUGGUGCUCUUCAGAAGCAAGACACGACUACAGAGGACUCAGAAAAUCAAGGUGGAAAACGAGGGAGUCCCAGUAGUCGAAAACAGUCACAAUCACGCUCUCCUGAGGCACGCUCACCAUGUACACAGGAGAGGAGCUCACACAAAAGGAGACAUGGGAGUUUCUCUCCCAGUUCAUCAACUCCUAAAAUAAGGAAGGUUUCUUUCACGUCUGCUCAACCAGGGCCUUAUGGCCAAGGUCAACAGCAUUUGCCAUAUCCUGGCAGUUUUGUUCAGAACCCUGCAGACGUCAUCGUGUGAUUGCACACCAGCAAGGUGCUGUAGAACGUCCACCAAUGAUAAUGAUGAACAUUGUUAGUGAUGUGUCAGUUUCAACAAACUGACCGGUUUUUGUUUUGUUCUGCUUUCUUCCAGUUUGCUUCAUUCUGUAAAAAAAAAAUAAAUUGAACUGAUAGAAUUA
This is a messenger RNA of Strigops habroptila (Kakapo), 2033 nucleotides long. Its product is annotated as pre-mRNA cleavage complex 2 protein Pcf11-like. Bases 1328 to 1873 code for a protein of 181 amino acids. NCBI's taxonomy places the organism in Eukaryota, Metazoa, Chordata, Aves, Psittaciformes, Psittacidae. The record is from RefSeq and is a predicted model, not a curated record. The transcript has 3 exons.